CAACCAAAUAUACACAGACACACAUGACACAUGUAUGUAUAUAAAGCCUUGAAUCUCCUGGUAGAGAAAGAAAGAGAAGUUUGUGUUAUUGCAUUAUAGCUCAAUGAUGGCAAAAGCAAAUCAAGCCACCACUAUCUGUUUCCUUCAUCUGCUUCUACUCUCUGCAGCAACUUCUCAUCCUCUCUGCUCAAAUUCAAAGACUCAAGUCAACACCAACGAGACGCUUCAGUUCUGCGGUUCCUACUCAGGUAGAACUUGCUGCAACUCCAAAGAUGAUCUUGAAUUGCAGACUCGCUUCAACUCCAUGAACAUUUCUGACUCAAACUGUUCUUCCCUUCUCAAAUCCAUUCUCUGUUCUAAAUGUGACCAAUUCUCUGGACAACUGUUUGGUAAUGAAACUUCUCCAAUUCCAAUUCUAUGCAACUCAACUCCUCAAGACUUAUGCUCAAAGCUAUGGGACACAUGUCAGAACAUCUCCAUCGCCUCUUCUCCCUUUAGUCCCACUCUACUAGGAGGUGCUACUUCCCCUUCAACCUCUUCAACCUUAACCGAUCUUUGGAAAUCCCAAACCGAGUUCUGUACCGCCUUUGGUGGACCAGAAAAAACCAACAACAACAAUACAACCAAAUGCUUCAACGGUGAACCGGUUAACCAAGGCCCUGAUGUAAAGCCACCUCAAGGGAUAUGUGUUGAGAAGAUAGGAACCGGGUCUUACCUCAACAUGGUAGCUCAUCCUGAUGGUUCAAACCGAGCCUUCUUCUCUAACCAACCUGGUAAGAUCUGGUUAGGUACAAUACCGGAUCAAGACUCAGGCGAAGCAAUGGAACUCGACGAGUCAACUCCUUUCGUUGACAUAACCGAUCAAGUCAGUUUCGAUACACAGUUUGGUAUGAUGGGGAUGGCGUUUCAUCCUAAGUUCGCAGAGAACGGGAGGUUCUUCGCGUCUUUCAACUGUGAUAAAGUCAAGUCUCCUGGAUGCACUGGUCGCUGUGCUUGUAACUCUGAUGUAAACUGUGAUGCUUCUAAGCUUCCUAAAGACGAUGGUGACCAGCCUUGCCGUUAUCAGACCGUUGUGGCUGAGUAUACAGCGAACGGUACUUCUUCAAGCCCUUCAACGGCAAAGACUGGUAAGGCGUCUGAAGUGAGGAGGAUUUUCACUAUGGGACUUCCUUAUUCGUCGUCUCACGGUGGUCAGAUUCUCUUUGGACCUGAUGGGUAUUUGUAUCUAAUGACUGGUGAUGGUGGAGGAGUUUCAGAUACUCACAACUUUGCACAGAACAAGAAGUCUUUGCUUGGCAAAAUCUUGAGGCUUGAUGUUGAUGUUAUGCCAAGCGUGUCUGAAAUCUCUCAGCUUGGUUUAUGGGGAAACUACUCUAUCCCAAAGAGCAACCCUUUCCAAGGCAAUGCAGAUGAACAAGGUGAGAUUUAUGCUUUAGGGCUUCGAAACCCGUGGCGUUGCAGCUUUGAUUCUGAGAGACCAGAGUACUUCUUGUGUGCUGAUGUCGGAAAGGAUACAUAUGAAGAAGUUGAUAUCAUAACAAUGGGUGGAAACUAUGGCUGGAGAAUCUACGAAGGACCUUACGUUUUCUCUCCUUUGUCGCCUUUCGGAGAGAAUGUUUCUGAGGUCUCUAACCUAACUUUCCCUAUUCUUGGUUACAACCACUCUGAAGUUAACAAACAUGAAGGAUCUGCUUCCAUCAUUGGAGGUUACUUCUAUCGUUCCAACACUGAUCCUUGCUCUUAUGGCACGUACUUGUAUGCAGAUCUUUACGCAAACGCGAUGUGGGCAGCGAUAGAGUCACCAGAAGGUAGCGGUAACUUCACUGACUCUCAAAUACCGAUUAAAUGCAGCCAAGAUUCACCGGUGAAGUGCACGGCGGCACCAGGAGGAGCUGACUCAGGACCUGCACUUGGUUACAUCUACUCUUUUGGACAAGACAAUAACAAGGACAUACACUUGCUCACAAGCUCGGGUGUGUACAGAGUUGUUCGUCCUAGCCGUUGUAACUUUGCUUGCUCCAAGGAAAAUACUACUGCCUCUAGUGGAAAACAGAGCCCUAGCGGUGCUGGGCCUCCUCAGUCUCUACCUUCUUCUGCAAGAAAUCACUGUUUCUCUGUAUUUAUGUCGUUGUCGUUGUUGAUGUUGUCUGUGUGUUUAACUGUCUUACAAUGGUGAUUUGUUAUUGUUUCAAACUGUUUUGUUACAGCACUUGUGAGCGUUGUUCAAGAUCUAUUUAAAGCGUGUGUUAGAAGGAA
Molecule: messenger RNA, 2256 nt
Organism: Raphanus sativus (radish)
Lineage: Eukaryota; Viridiplantae; Streptophyta; Magnoliopsida; Brassicales; Brassicaceae
Product: HIPL2 protein
Exons: 7
Coding region: 104-2176 (690 amino acids)
Source: RefSeq, a predicted model, not a curated record